Molecule: messenger RNA, 3209 nt
Organism: Asterias rubens (European starfish)
Lineage: Eukaryota; Metazoa; Echinodermata; Asteroidea; Forcipulatida; Asteriidae
Exons: 9
Coding region: 14-2761 (915 amino acids)
Biological process (GO): protein deubiquitination
Cellular component (GO): nucleus; cytosol
Molecular function (GO): cysteine-type endopeptidase activity; cysteine-type deubiquitinase activity
Source: RefSeq, a predicted model, not a curated record
GUUUGAAUUGACCAUGGUCGAUCCAGGAUGGAAACUGGUGAUUCCGAAGAAGUACCUGCCUUAUUUGGGAGCGGGUGCUGCUGCUGUGGUCACAUUUGCCUACAUUCUGUGGGGACCAGAUGUCGACCGUGGUUUCAACUCGAGAUCCGGAUCGAAACGGAAAGUUGCAGGACUGGAAAACCUUGGCAACACGUGUUACUUGAACACCAUUUUACAGAGUCUGGCAGCAUGCCCAGGGUUUGUAAAGUGGCUCAGUCGAGCUCUCAGAAGAGGAUUCUUUAAAGGAAAACACAAUGAACUAGCGUACAAGCUAUCAAAAACUAUCGAAGUUGUGAACGACUAUUCAUCAAGCCAUAGUGGUGCCCAGGUGUACUCUCCCCAUGAAGUACUUCAUGCUUUAUAUGGGUGUAGUUGGAAGUCUGACAGGGACCAACAGGAUGCGCAUGAAUUGUUCCAGUUUCUCUUGUCUGUUUUGGGUGAAGACAAGGAACCAGUUCCUUCCCCAUUGCCCCUGUGCGAUACAUCAAGAUUUACGGGAUUUGACAGGAGUGUCUUCACCCAACCAGACCUUCAUUCUAACAUUGAGGCUGAUUUACCUAAAGUUUCCAAUAAAGACGGGGAGUCACCAUUCAAGGGACUGCUAGCCAAUCAUCUCACAUGUACAGUGUGUGGACACAAGAAUCCAGUGACAUACAGCAGCUUUGACUGCCUAACCGUCCCCCUUCCGGUGUCAGCGUUUGGCACAUUGUCCCUGGAAAGUAUCCUAGCCAAGUUUACCCAGUCCGAAUUAGUCCAUGAUGUUCAAUGUACUGAAUGUGCCAAGAAACUCACUAGCAGAACCAAACAGCCACCAAAUAGGAAGCCAAAAAGCUCGGCUCAGAAACCACAAUCGAGGAGAGAUAUCAAAAGAAGAAUACGAAAUUCGGUGACGACACCAGCAGUCACUUUACCGACCACCACACAGACUUCGGAGGUAGUGUCCGCUACUUCGGAAACUACUCCUGCAUUAUCAGGAAUUAACUUGAUGAUCACACCCAAGAUGCACUCUUCAAUAGAAGUAACGCCUACUUCCACAUUAGCUCCAAUCAAUUGUGGAAUAGCUCGGCCGGCAAGUGAUCGAGGGUGUGGUGUCGUUUCGCCUUGUGGGAGGAGCCUCUCUGAUAAGGAUUUGCAUGCGAGAACGUCGCCCUCGGAAAAGGUUUCUAGCGAUACGUCAAGCACUGGGUAUGAUACGGGCAGCUCAGGGCUAGAGGAUCGCCAUGGGAACAUCAAUAAUGGUUUGAAUAUUCAAAAUCCAUUUCAACAGGUUGGAGUUUCAGAGCUUACUUCAACUAGUUGUUGUGACAACGGUGGUUCCGUUGCUGAGAUGGACUACUUAUCAGAACCAUCUAUUAAUGGUAGUGCGGAGGAGGGUGCUGUAAGUGAACACGAGAAAAUCAGUAACCUACAUUCAGAAAGAUCUGUUGAAAAAGGGGCAUUGCAAGAUUUAGACAAACCACAAUAUCUUAAUGGUGGACAAAUUUCAAUUGAAAACCCAAAGAGCAGUUUACAUAAUUCCUGUACAAACGAAUCAAUGACACAGGAAGUUACAAAACUGUCGCCAGAAUGCGCGUUAGCAAAUGGCGUCCAUGAGGACGUAUCAGAUAACAUCAAGAAUCGUAAUUCUGCGCAAGCCUUGGAAUCAAAACAAGAAAUAAGAGUUAGCCAUCAGGUGCCAACCACAAAUCGGUCGAUGCCAACUGGUGAACAUGUAAACGGUAAUCACCCGACGGAUCACCAGCGUUUAAAUCAAGAUAUGGAAAGCGAUUUCCGCAGCCAUAAUGAUGCAGACUCCAGCGCAAAUAGAUCGUCACAGCAACCAGCCGACGAAUCAGAGAUUACUCCACCCAAAUGUCAUUCAACUCCAAAGACCUGCCCUCCAGCUCUCCAAUCAGCAUCCUCAUCAGACAAUCGGAGCAUCAUCGUUUCAGGAGCCACGCCUACACCGAGUCAAUCCGUGUUCGGUAAGAUACCUGGUACGGACGGACCGCCGACCCUGACGCCAUCAGAUAGUAUCACUAAUGACAUCACUAAUGAGGAUUUAUCACUGAAGUGUCGACGGAUCUUCAGGAAGCAGCUUACUCUUGGAAAGCUGCCACAAUGCCUUUGCAUCCAUCUCCAACGCGUGACAUGGCUUUCGAAUGGUCUCCCCUCGAGGCGUGAAGAGCACAUUAUCUUCCCAGAGUACCUGGACAUGAGCCUCUACAAACAGACAACCGCUGUCAACUACACAGCUCAAACUACUACAGCCCAGAGUAGAGUCAAGUUACUUAGACUGCUCUCGGAGGAGGAACCAAUGACGUCCCCACAGCCACCGCAAAGGAAGGCUAGUCAUGGUUUCAUUGGAAGCAACUUCUUGGCAGAGAGUGGAAGCAAGUCCCCGGUCGGCGUUUCAGUACCUCAGUUGUCACCCAGAAUAUCCCAGCAGGCACCUGGGUUUCCUGUUGCGGAGGACGGAACAACGAGACUGGAGAGGAUGGAGGGUGGAGUCUCAGGCCAAGGCUGGAGAUCAGCUGACUCAAUAUACAGACUCGCCUCGGCAGUCGUCCACCAGGGAGACGCGUACUCCGGACACUUCCUAACAUUCAGAAGAGCGCCCUCUACUGGCACGGAACUCCUCAGUGACAACUGGCUGUGCGUCUCCGAUGAGAGCGUCUACGCAUCAACUAGGAAGGAAGUGUUCUCGCAGAAGGCUUACAUGCUUUACUAUCAGAGGAUGUAGUCAGAUCAAAGCUAAUGAAGCUUUGGAAGUUAUCGUUCAAUUAUGUGAAGACAAAAGUAACUAAUUAAAUUAUUUCAGGAGUCGGCUUUGAUUUAGUUAUCUUUUCAAACGAGACAAAGCUCUCUUUUUGUUUUUUGUUUACGGACGGAGAACUUUUCAUAGAUAGAGAUUUCAACUUAUGACAGAUUGAGGCUUUGCUUGUUGGAAGAUUGUAUUUUUUUUUUUAAAUAUCACUGGCGCUAGGUUGGAUUAGGCGUUUGUCAUGUUUGUUUUCCUUAUAGUGCAGAUGACUUGAUGGCUCAUCAAACCUUGAACUUCGUUCUUGAAGGGCAAUGCAAUUAUCCUCUGGUAAGGGGGAAGGUCUAUGAGGGCGUCGUGGCCGAGCGGAUAAGAGCACCAAACUCAAGCCUUGGUGCUUCUGUUAAGCAGAGUGUGGGUUCGAAUCCAG